Molecule: messenger RNA, 844 nt
Organism: Siniperca chuatsi (mandarin fish)
Lineage: Eukaryota; Metazoa; Chordata; Actinopteri; Centrarchiformes; Sinipercidae
Product: L-rhamnose-binding lectin CSL3-like
Exons: 9
Coding region: 57-725 (222 amino acids)
Molecular function (GO): carbohydrate binding
Source: RefSeq, a predicted model, not a curated record
GAUGGGUAUGUGUGUGUGCAGAGGAAAUUGUAUAAGAAGCUGUGGUCUGCUGUAUAAUGAUCACUCGCUAUCUUGCUGACAAGAUGCUUUCCACAAGAUUGACACUCAUCGCCUUCCUGGCUGCAGCUUGGUGUUGGACAUCUGAUGGACAACUCUAUUAUAUGGCAUGUCCCGGUGAAAGGAGUGAGCUGCAAUGCCCUGAAGGACAUUUGAUUGAAGUGCUGUCACUGCAUCAUGGUGUGAUACCCUCUGGUGACUGCACUGCCAAAAGCCAGCUUCCCGUGGUCUCAGCAAAGGACUGCCUACACAAGAUCAUAUUACAAUUGGCCAAGUUUGCCUGUGACGAUAAGGAACAAUGCCGCCUGCCCAUGCACAAUGCGAAGAUGUUCAAGUGCGAUUACUCAGAAGAUUCCGUCAUACGGAUCUCCUACCAAUGUAACAAGAGAAAUGUGCUAACCACUUCUAUAUGUCAAGGACAAACUCAAGAUAUUAAGUGUGAUAACGGAGCCCUUAACAUUUUGAAGGCCAGUUUCGGACGUCAAGACAAUAACACCUGCACCGAAAUCCCUUCGAAAGCCUCUUGCUUGAGUUACGACGUUGGAGGGAUUUUUAAAUCAAUGUGUAACAGCAAAAACGUGUGCACGAUUACAUCCACACCUUAUGUGGAUGAAACUAUGACCUGCGAUCUUCCCACGUACCUUACUGUGGAUUAUGUUUGUGAGUGAUUGGAGAUUUGCUUCUGACAUCAGCGUCCUAGAGAGGAGCGAUGACUCUUCGUGGCUCUUUUUUCAGCAAUCACAUCAACAAGAAUGUGUUGGAUGAAUUAUUAAAAGAGUGAAACUAA